Alternaria atra is the source of this 279-nucleotide messenger RNA. RefSeq lists its product as uncharacterized. NCBI's taxonomy places the organism in Eukaryota, Fungi, Ascomycota, Dothideomycetes, Pleosporales, Pleosporaceae. The transcript has a single exon. The record is from RefSeq and is a predicted model, not a curated record. The coding region runs from base 1 to 279 and encodes 92 amino acids.
AUGUCUCUUGCCAACAAUGCAGUCGAUCCAAUCGCCCGCCUCGAAGCAGAACUAGCUCAAGAGAAAGCUGCUCACGCGUGCACAGCAAAAGCGCUCGAGUCUAUCACCCAUCUUCACGCCAACCAGGCUAUUACCAUCAGCUCUCAGAUGAGCAUCAUCAGGUCGCAGAUUCAAAAGCAUCCCGAGGAUAUGUCGGACAUCCAGAGAGAGGCCAGGGAGGCAGAGGACAAGCGACAGCGCAAGACGUCGGAGACGAGAGCAAUGGGAAUUGCGCCGUAG